AUGCCUCCGAAGGUGGAGCUGCGGAAUCUCAAUCCGCAGAGCAUGGCCAAGUUUUUUUCCGAGUCUACGUACUCGGACAAGCGUGCCUCCCGCGAGUCCUUGGCCAGUACGACGGCCACUUCGGGAGCUGGUGAUGGUGCUAUGGUAGGCGGAUCUAAAGGAUCGGGGCCCGCCACCGCCAAAGGCAAAGCUACCAAAGGCGAGCUCGCGAAGGGCAAGGCUGGAUCAGGGGGGCAGGCAAACCCUGGCAAGGGCAGCCUCGCGAAGGGCAAGGCUGCUGGAGCAGAUGAUCACACAAACCCUGGCAAAGGCAAGAUCGCGAAGGGCAAGGCUGGAGCAGGGGAUCAGGCAAACCCUGGCAAGGGCAAGAUCGCCAAGGGCAAGGCUGGACCAGAUGAUGAGGCAAACCCUGGCAAAGGCAAGACCGUGAAGGGCAAGACUGAUCAGGCACACCCUGGCAAGGGCAAGAUCGCGAAGGGCAAGGCUGGACCAGAUGAUGAGGCAAACCCUGGCAAGGGCAAGAUCGCGAAGGGCAAGGCUGGAGCAGGGGGUCAGGCUAACCCUGGCAAGGGCAAGACCGUGAAGGGCAAGGGUGGAGCAGAUCAGGCAAACCCUGGCGGCAAAGGCAAGACCGUGAAGGGCAAGGGUGGAGCAGAUGAUCAGGCAAACCCUGGCGGCAAAGGCAAGACCGUGAAGGGCAAGGCUGGAGCAGAUGAGCAGGCAAACCCUGGCAAAGGCAAGACCGUGAAGGGCAAGGCUGGAGCAGAUGAGCAGGCAAACCCUGCUGGCAAAGGCAAGACCGUAAAGGGCAAGGCUGCAGGAGCAGAUGAUCAGGCAAUCCCUGCUGGCAAAGGCAAGAUCGCGAAGGGCAAGGUCCACGACGGCUUGCUUCGAGAUGCUCUGCUUCCUGGUCCACGACGGCUUGCUUCGAGAUGCUCUGCUUCCUGGUCCACGACGGCUUGCUUCGAGAUGCUCUGCUUCCUGGUCCACGACGGCUUGCUUCGAGAUGCUCUGCUUCCUGGCCGGGCACACACACACGACACAGCUACAUAG
Messenger RNA from Symbiodinium sp. CCMP2592, 1053 nucleotides. The record is from the annotation of a GenBank genome assembly. NCBI's taxonomy places the organism in Eukaryota, Dinophyceae, Suessiales, Symbiodiniaceae.